Molecule: messenger RNA, 1077 nt
Organism: Spirometra erinaceieuropaei
Lineage: Eukaryota; Metazoa; Platyhelminthes; Cestoda; Diphyllobothriidea; Diphyllobothriidae
Source: the annotation of a GenBank genome assembly
AUGAGGCUGUUUGAAUUCUGCCAACAAACUUUCUUCACUUUUGCGGGAGAGACCUAUGAACAAAUCAAGGGAACCCCAAUGGGCUCACCGGUCUCCGGUUUGGUGGCAGAACUGAUCCUACAGGAGUUGGAAAAGAUUGCCUUCCUCCAACAUGAACCGGUGUUUUGGCGACGUUACGUUGACGACACGUUCGUCAUCGUAAAGAAGGACAUGCUGCAACAUUUUCACAGCCUGCUCAACGCAGUCUUCCCGGAUAUAAAUUUCACGAGAGAAGAAGAACGGGAGCAGCAGUUGCCCUUCCUGGAUGUGCUCGUCAGACGAAACCUUAACGGCGAACUUGAAACGACGGUUUAUAGGAAGGCAACGAACACCACACAGCUUCUCAGUUUUCACAACAACCAUCCGGUGGCUCACAAACGACGCUGUGUGAAGACGCUCUUCAAACGGAUCCAAACUCAUUGCAGCAAACUAGAAGAUAGAGCGCGUGAGGCCCGUUAUCUCCGCGACCAGUUUGUGCAAAAUGGCUAUCCGAGGGCAUCUAUAAGUCGCUGCCUACGCGGUCGCCACCAGAGAACUCGAACAUCAACGCCACCGACGAUAUGGCAUUCACUGCCAUACAUCAAGGGUGUUUCAGAAGCGACCGAGCGCAUUGCUGCGGAGCUAGGUGUUGGAAUUGCACACCGUCCCAAAGCCACAAUGCGCAACAGGGUCAUGAAGACCAAAGACCGGUUAAAACCUGAAGAGCAAUCUGGAGUAGUGUAUCGCAUUCCGUGUCAAAAUUGUCCUUGUAAUUACACAGGACAGACUGGACGCAUGCUCGGACCGCGCAUACAUGAACAUAAGCUGGCUGUGCGGCGAGGCGACGCAUUAUCACAAGUGGCCGCCCACACCUACGAAAUGGGUCACGAGUUUGACUUCGCAGCCACCAAAAUAGUUGCCCACGCCGGAAACAAAACAGGCCGAGAAUUGAUUGAAGCCUGGGCCUCAGAUGAGAUCUCGGUCAAUCGAUUUAUCGAUCUGGCGCCGGCGUACAGAGCCCUUCGUAGUCACCUCCAGUCGUGCGACGUCGGUCGAUGA